Danaus chrysippus (African queen) is the source of this 2478-nucleotide messenger RNA. The record is from the annotation of a GenBank genome assembly. NCBI's taxonomy places the organism in Eukaryota, Metazoa, Arthropoda, Insecta, Lepidoptera, Nymphalidae.
AUGGCGCAGGAUAAUACCAAUUCAACAGUCGAAAUGGGCACCAGUGAUCAGAUCCUGGUCGCACCAAAAAAGUCAAAGAAGCUAGUGUACGCUAUUGGUUUUAUCGCGAUGUGUGCUGUCAUAGCUGUGGUCAUCACCCUCGCGGUUGUGCUCACAAGGGGUGGUGAUGCUGAGGAUAUUAGAACAACAGAAGGACCGACACCAGUUACAACACCACCAACAGUUCCAACAACAACACCGAUCACAACAACGACAGACCAACCGACCACUAACCCCCCACCGCCAGGCGAUAUGGAUUUGAAUGACGUUUUAAAUGGUGAAUAUUCACCAGCAUCGUUCAAUGGAUCAUGGGUUUCAGGAAAUGAAAUAAUGUUCAGAAAUGUUAAUGGGGAGUUGAUACUAUACAACAUUGACACUUCUGUGCCCAGGACACUCAUUGAUAAUUCAUCUCAGGUACUUCUGAAUUCCUACCGCGUGUCGGAAUUAUCGGCUGAUCGGCAAUAUGUUGCUCUUUCAUAUGGAGAGGAAUCGAUAUAUCGCCACAGUUUUGAAGCUUUGUACGUGGCUGUCGACGUAUCAAAUGGAAACAUUUUCAACAUCACGCCUCAAGGAGUUGCCAGUGAUAUGUCAGUUCUUCAAAACUUUGUGUGGGGACCAUUCGGGACAUCCCUGGCAUUUGUAUACAAGAAUAAUAUAUACUACCAGCCUAAUCUGACAUCUUCUGCUCAACAAAUAACAUUUUCUGGCAUUGAAAAUGUCAUUUACAAUGGCGUUCCUGAUUGGGUAUAUGAAGAGGAGGUGUUCAGUUCCAACAACGCGAUGUGGUUUUCCAACGAUGGUUCAAGACUGGCGUACGCUUCUUUCAACGAUAGCAAUGUACGCGUGAUGAAGAUACCCCACUUCGGUGUACCCGGAGCCGUUGAAUUCCAAUACACUCGACAUCGCGAUAUACGUUAUCCGAAGCCUGGAACAAAUAAUCCAUCCGUGAGAGUGACCAUCCGUAAUUUAGCAGCCAACAUUGAAAGAACAUUUACACCCCCAUCUGAUCUUAAUGAACCGAUUUUGGCAAGAGUUCAGUUUGUGGGAAAUCAGAGUAUUGCUAUAAUGUGGAUGAAUAGGGUUCAGUCACAACUAAAAGUCGAUAUAUGCUCCGAAACUAAUCAGGAUUGCGUUACAAUAUUUAGAUACAACGAACCCAACGGCUGGAUAACAAACGUACCGAUGGUAUUCAACGCGCAGGGUAAUGCGUUCAUCACUAUUUUACCUGACUCCGUCAAUAAUGUUCGCUACAAACAAAUUCUUCAAGUAUCAAAUACCAAUGGUACUUCCUGGACUGUACAAAGUAGAACUAACACAGCCCACACAGUUAUAGAUAUCCUUGCUUGGACUCCAGAUGAUGUUAUCUGGUACACUGCGACCGGUAUAAAUGAUACGGCGGAGCAGCAUAUUUAUUCUGCCAGCAGUGCUGGUGUGUCAUGCUUCACUUGCACAGUUGUUCGUCCAGAUGGCAGCACCUGUCUUUAUAACGAGGGCAGCGUCUCUGGCUCUAGGAUCAGUAUCAAUUGUGGUGGGCCAGCGAUACCACAAAUAUUUAUAUACGACGUGGUGAGUCGCGACUUCAUACUUUAUUUUAUGUUUCAGAAUGGCACUCGUAUAUCGGUGUGGGAUGACAACGAAAGGAUAUCGAAUCUCUCGUCUGUAAACAGUUUACCUGUUGUUUUACGAAGAAAAUUAGCGUUAGGAGCUGGCAUCCCAGAUGCCGAUGUCCAGAUACAAGUACCGAGAGAUUACCAGUCACGCAACAAUGUACCAUUACUUGUUAAUGUCUACGCAGGUCCUGAUUCGUCGUCAGUGACAAAGCAAUGGAAUGUUGACUGGGGUUCGUAUUUGGUGAAUCACUAUGGCAUCGCUGUUGCUACCAUCGAUGGAAGAGGGUCUGGUUUGAAGGGAGUCGAAAACAUGUUCGCAUUGAACAGACAACUUGGAUCAGUUGAAAUUGAGGACCAAAUUUCUGCGACUAAAUUGCUGCAUCAGGAGUUGCCAUGGUUGGACAGUUCGCGGACUUGUAUAUGGGGCUGGUCUUAUGGAGGAUAUGCUGCAUCGCUAGCGCUGGCUCGCGGCGAUGUCUUCAAAUGUGCGAUCGCUGUAGCCCCCGUAGUCGACUGGCGUUUUUAUGAUUCCAUCUACACGGAAAGAUACUUAGAUACUCCGCAGAAUAAUAUUGGAGCGUACAGGAACUCCAGUCUCUUGUCGGAUCAAGUGGUGGAAGCUUACAGGCGUAAGAGCUAUUUCCUUGUCCACGGGACAGAGGACGAUAAUGUCCACUAUCAACACGCCAUGUUGUUAUCAAGAUUGCUUCAGCGUAGAGAUGUAUAUUUCCAUCAAAUGAGUUACACCGAUGAAAAUCACACUCUGGGUGGAGUGAAGCCGCAUUUCUAUCAUGCUCUAGAAAAGUUCCUACGUGAAAACAUGUUGUAG